UUCGUCUGUCUGAAUUUGCUUUUGUGAAUUACGAGGAACGUGCUAGAUCUGCUUUUCUAGGGAGUCGUAUACAAACAUUUUUAUUCAUAGUAGAAAUCGAAAGAAAAUAUAUCUGAAAACUAGAAAUGAUGAAGCAAGUGUUUAAAUUGUCACUAUUGGUUGGCACAGCCUCUAUGGUAGCGCUGUUAACAGUAUCUUAUGCAAAGACGAUGUCCAGUAUCCCAGGAUUCAACCUUAAACCAGGAGACAGCUUCACUGUCAAGAUCAACAUCACAGACCCUGAAGAAUUCGCCCUAGGUAAAUUAAAGAACUUGGGCGGCCAACAGGACAUCAGCAAUGUAUUCCUGCAGUACAUCAAAAACGAAGGCCUCAUAAACGUAACCGAUUAUGACGACAGAGUUAAGUACAUUGGAAAUGCUUCGCUGGGCCAGGCUUGGUUUCGGUUUGAUAAUGUGGGGGUUAAUGAUACUGGUACUUAUAGUGUGCUGUACAAGAGAGAAAAUAGUGCAGAUUUGUUUACAACCACGUUCAACGUAAAUGUUACUAAAGCGUCAAGAAAUGCCAUUUUUACUAAAGAUUUGAAUGUUCCUGCCACAACUGUCAUAAAAAAUAAAAAGUGCGUAAAGAUCUCCGACAACUAA
Molecule: messenger RNA, 641 nt
Organism: Actinia tenebrosa (Australian red waratah sea anemone)
Lineage: Eukaryota; Metazoa; Cnidaria; Anthozoa; Actiniaria; Actiniidae
Source: RefSeq, a predicted model, not a curated record